UUAUGUCUUUUCAGACAAGACGACUACCUUUGGAGUCUGUACGCCCUGAAGAAAUAUUCUCAUGGGGAGUUAUAUAAGGAAAUGAUAGCCUUUGGGUCACGCUUUCAGCAGAAGAACCCGGACACCUACAUCAGCCUGUUGGAGGAAGGUCACAUGAUUCUCCGCAGCACCAUGGUAACGGGAAGUCCUGGUGACGGAUCACAAGAUUCAGAUUUACUCCAGGAGUCUGCAGCUCUGCUUGGAGAGUUCUAUUCAAUGCCGGGGAAUUCUCAGUGGCACUUAGGUUUACCAUACUACCUGAUGUCAGGUCUGAGUUUGUCCUAUGUAGUGAGACAAGCCCUCCAGUAUAAACAGCACACCAAAAGUACUUUAGCAUACUGUUAUGGACAAGGUUUUCUCCACUACCUAAACUACGUCCUCUUCCAAGACGAUGAACCAUUUCAACUGAAAGAGGAUGAGGGUGACAUGGUGCUGGAAGUCUGUGCUGAAGCAAUGCCCGACAAGCUAUCACGAAUAAUCCUGUUCUCUCGUCUUCAGACAUACACUCAAGAGAAGACCCUCAAUCUACUAAAGCAUGCCUUACAACAGAAAUACAAACCAGACGAAGCUAGAAGUGGUACUGAUAUGCUGGCACUUUCCUUGCUUCAACUGAAAUCAUGUGACCCAGAGUCGGCCCGUCUGGCACUGGCAGCUGUCAGUCAGAUGGAGCUACAGCAGUUUUGUGUCAACCACCACCAGCUGUUACAUGAGGACUUUCAACAAUUAUCUCCCCUUUCACAGCUGAUGCGUAGACACUGCCCAGAGGUCCUAAUCCAGUGUCUCAUAGCACUACAUGACAUUGGUACUAUUCCUCUGGAUCUCGCCAUCAAACUUUUACAGGGACCCAGUGGAUAUGAUGAAAUCCAUCAGAAUGCACAUCUCAAGGAAUAUCUAGAGCUACUCAUCAACGAUGAACAAAGAAAGUAUGUGUUUGAAGAUGCAGUGGUAAGUGUAACCAAUGUUGUUAAUGGUCAUGUUGGAUAUUGAAUAAUUCGGUCUGUAAUAGAUUUUGGAUGAUGACCUUGGGGGAAAAAAGAUCAGCUAAUCGGUGAUAUGUCAAAACAUUCUAUAAACAUCUCGCAGGAGUUUUU
Messenger RNA from Pecten maximus, 1130 nucleotides. RefSeq names its product Hermansky-Pudlak syndrome 3 protein homolog. Gene Ontology annotation, cellular component: cytoplasm. The record is from RefSeq and is a predicted model, not a curated record. NCBI's taxonomy places the organism in Eukaryota, Metazoa, Mollusca, Bivalvia, Pectinida, Pectinidae. The annotation marks the transcript as partial. The transcript is spliced from 11 exons. Gene Ontology annotation, biological process: organelle organization.